Molecule: messenger RNA, 5834 nt
Organism: Peromyscus maniculatus bairdii (prairie deer mouse)
Lineage: Eukaryota; Metazoa; Chordata; Mammalia; Rodentia; Cricetidae
Gene: Hspa12a
Product: heat shock protein family A (Hsp70) member 12A
Source: RefSeq, a predicted model, not a curated record
GGUGGAGUUGAGCAGCUCCUCCAGCCUGCGCGGGACGUCGUUCUCCUGGUAGUACGCCAUCGCCUGCUGCUUCAGCUUCUGCAGGUCCCUAGUGAUCCCACAGCUGCGGCCGCCGCCUUCUUCCCCCAUGAUGGAGAGUGUCGGUGUGUACGGAUUCUGUGGGUGUAAAGGAAAGAGCAAAAUGAAGUGUGAUUCAAAGUGGGAAAUAACCGCAGCAGAAACGGCCCCCACAUCUGCAUAUUCCUCUCCAGCCCGGAGUCUCGGGGACACAGGAAUAACACCUCUGUCCCCUUCCCAUAUCUUGAACGAUGCUGACCCGGUCUCAGAACAGCAGACGUUUCUUGUGGUGGUGGCCAUCGACUUUGGGACCACAUCCAGUGGCUAUGCCUACAGCUUUACCAAGGAGCCAGAAUGUAUCCACGUGAUGAGGAGAUGGGAGGGAGGUGACCCUGGCGUUUCCAACCAGAAGACCCCGACCACCAUCUUGCUGACACCAGAGAGGAAGUUCCACAGCUUUGGGUACGCUGCCAGGGACUUCUACCAUGACCUGGACCCCAACGAGGCCAAGCAGUGGCUAUACUUGGAGAAGUUCAAGAUGAAACUCCACACCACAGGGGACCUCACCAUGGACACGGACCUGAUAGCGGCAAAUGGCAAGAAAGUCAAAGCCCUGGAAAUCUUCACAUACGCCCUGCAGUACUUCAAGGAGCAGGCGCUGAAGGAGCUGAGUGACCAGGCAGGGUCGGACUUUGAGAACUCUGAUGUCAGAUGGGUCAUCACAGUGCCUGCCAUCUGGAAGCAGCCAGCCAAGCAGUUCAUGAGAGAAGCUGCCUACCAGGCGGGCCUGGCCUCCCCUGAGAACUCGGAACAGCUCAUCAUCGCCUUGGAGCCAGAGGCCGCCUCCAUCUACUGCCGGAAGCUGCGGCUGCACCAGAUGAUUGAGCUCAGCAGCAAGGCGGUGGUCAAUGGGUACAGCGCCAGUGACACAGUAGGAGCGGGGUUCACACAGGCUAAGGAACAUGUUCGGCGUAACCGGCAGAGUCGGACCUUCUUGGUGGAGAAUGUCAUAGGAGAGAUCUGGUCUGAGCUGGAGGAAGGUGACAAGUAUGUGGUUGUCGACAGUGGCGGAGGCACUGUAGACCUGACGGUCCAUCAGAUACGGUUACCGGAGGGACACCUUAAAGAACUGUACAAAGCAACAGGUGGACCCUAUGGAUCUCUGGGAGUAGAUUAUGAAUUUGAAAAGCUGCUCUGUAAAAUAUUUGGAGAGGACUUCAUUGAACAGUUCAAGAUCAAGCGCCCGGCAGCCUGGGUUGACCUAAUGAUCGCUUUUGAGUCUCGCAAAAGAGCCGCUGCACCAGAUCGAACCAAUCCCCUGAACAUCACUCUGCCCUUCUCCUUCAUCGACUACUACAAGAAGUUCCGGGGGCACAGCGUGGAGCAUGCCUUGAGGAAGAGCAAUGUGGAUUUUGUGAAGUGGUCCUCCCAGGGGAUGCUGAGGAUGAGUCCGGAUGCCAUGAAUGCCCUCUUUAAGCCAACCAUUGACAGCAUCAUCGAGCACCUCCGGGACCUGUUUCAGAAGCCCGAGGUUUCCACAGUCAAGUUCCUCUUCCUGGUGGGUGGCUUUGCAGAGGCGCCCCUUCUGCAGCAGGCAGUGCAGGCCGCCUUUGGUGACAAGUGCAGGGUCAUCAUCCCCCAGGAUGUGGGCCUCACCAUCCUCAAGGGCGCUGUCCUCUUUGGCCUGGACCCUGCUGUCAUCAAGGUGCGCCGGUCUCCUCUCACCUACGGAGUGGGUGUGCUGAACCGCUACGUGGAGGGGAAGCACCCUCCUGAGAAGCUGCUGGUGAAGGACGGCACACGCUGGUGCACUGAUGUCUUUGACAAGUUCAUCUCUGCUGACCAGUCCGUGGCCCUGGGGGAGCUGGUCAAGCGCAGCUACACUCCAGCCAAGCCCUCCCAGCUGGUCAUCAUCAUCAACAUCUACAGCUCUGAGCAUGACAAUGUCAGCUUCAUCACUGACCCAGGGGUGAAAAAGUGUGGUACGCUCCGCUUGGAUCUCACGGGGACCGGCGGCACAGCGGUGCCUGCCCGCAGGGAAAUCCAGACCCUCAUGCAGUUUGGGGACACUGAGAUCAAGGCCACAGCCGUUGAUAUCGCCACCUCAAAGAGUGUCAAAGUGGGGAUAGACUUCCUAAAUUACUAAUGUAACCGUCCCUCCCUGCCACCAACCCCCUGGGACUUGUCUGCAUUCGCUGACCUCAACUUUGACUGUUCUGUCCCCAACCUUGACCCUUGCCAUUGCCCACCUGAAUUUCAGUAGGAAAGAUGAGAACCAGGGAGAGAAUUAACUAAGGAUCUUUUUUUUUUUUUUUUUUUUUUUGAGGGUACGCUGGAGUCAGAAAAACUCAGAAAUUAAUAUCAAGGUCUGGAAAUAGAAAGUUCAAGAAUCCCAAAGCAGCCAGCUUUCACAGGUUCCUUGGUGAGGAAAUCAGUGCAGCUUGCCAUGAAGAGGUCCCUGUAAGGGAGGAGUUAGGACACCCACUGCCAACUCUUUAGAUUUAAAGUGAGAUCUUUGAGCCAGGCGGGAAUCUUCUUUAGAGGUCUUUUUAAAUUAUCUUGGAUGGCAGUGAAUAGGAGAUAUCAGCUUCCUGCAGUUAAUUUCUUCUCUUUAUCAUGGGACUCAAAUCGGUGACUCAGUGGCAACUUACAGUAUUUUUAAGCUGGUGGGAGAAGACUGCCGGCACUAUUUUAAGUUCUCACAUAAUUUAAAUUCCAGGAAGGCUCAAUGAAGGAUAGGACAGCCUUGGCUAACUCAACCAGGAUUGGGGAAUGAGGGUAAGAAUGCUGAUACCUCAAUUUUCCAGAGCAGGUAAAACUUCCUUUGGUAGAAAUGCCCACUGAAGAGUUAGUGAUUUACCCCAAAUUACAGCGGCCCCCUUUUAUUGACAGAAGAUGCAUUCUGAGGUCGCCUGACAACUGCCCAAAGCUGUGGAUGGCACCAACCUUAUCUAUACUGAGUUUUUUCUAUACUUACAUACCUGUGAUAAAUUUAAUAAAGUAGUAAGAGAUUAGCAACAAUAAUGAUGAAAUAGGACAAUUGUGAAAACACACUUUGAUAAAAUUUAUAUGAAUGUGGUGGUCUAUCGCAGCAUAUCUCACUAUACUAUACUGUUAUGCAUUUUUGGACCACAGUUGACUAGGGUUCACUGAAAACCCAGUAAAUGAAGACACAGAUCAGAAAGUAAUUCCCAGAACCAUAAACCUUGAGUUCAGAGGCUCUGCAUAAUUCUAGGUGAUCUUAGUAGGAAUUUAGUUUGAGAAAAUGAAGUUUUUAUUUGCCCUGUUUAUAUGUAUCACCAAGCCCAGAAAUCCAGCACAGCCCCUGGCUUGCAAACCAUGCGCAUUUCCAGUUAACCCCUUUCUUCCGGCUGUUCUUCAUUACCAAUAAGGAAAUGUGAAAGGGGGUUCUGUUCCAUGAAAUGUCUCAAUCAAAUCUUCAGCUUUUCAAAUUCACCUGAAAAUAGUAUGUAAACCUAGACCGGUAAAUGAAAAUGCCUUUUCUAAAGCGGGUCUGUGGCUCACCUGCCUCAGAAUUGCCUGGGUGCUUGUCAAGAGCAGGUCCUGAAUCUGCUGACUCGGGAGAGAUGGGGUCUGCGUUUUGAGUGUAAGAUGGGAGAAUUCUGCACCUGAGAUUUUGUGAAAGCUGAAGUGACCCCAGACCACAGCACGUGGCCUCAAACCUUCCUGUCAGAUAAGAGGGGUUAGAGAUCCACCUGCCUGGGGGUGGGGGCGCCUUUUAACCCCCAGAGAAGGAAAAGGACAUCACAAAAUGAACCCUGAGAAUGAAGCUGCCCAGGGAGCCAUUAAGUUCUAUGUUCUUGCUUUCCCUCUGUGCAAAGCCAAAGCCAGUCUCGCCAACGUUCAGGAGCCAACUGAGGAUAAAGAAUCAAGAAUCUGUCUCACAGUCCGUUUGAUCCGUUCAAAGCUGCCUUUCCCACCUGCUGGAAUUCAUUCUGACUUCAAAUCGCUGGAGACAUACAUAAUGAAUGAAUGAAUGAAUGAAUGAAUGAAUGAAUGAGUGAAUGAAUGAAUGAAUACGGAAUGAGGGAAGGGACUUCAAAUGCAAGUUGGAUUUGUGAACCCAUCAUCAUAGCCAACAUGUAUUUUUAAGUAGCAUUUUGAAUUCCAACCUAUUGUCUUCUUUUUCACACCACUUGCUGAAUUCCCUGCUAGAAUGUGAAAAUGCUAUCAAACCACAGAACAAGAGAAUGGGACCCCAAACUGAAUGGCAGGGUCUCAAAUCCCAGCAUCAGGAUGCUUGCUAGGACUCUCCUGCUCACUCUGCCCCAGGAGCUCAUGGGUCUCUUUUUGGUGUUUGCAGCCACAGUCCUCAAAUAGACUUUCAAUUUUGUUACAAUGGAUAUAAUUUUAUGUAUGUAUAUAUAAUACUAGAAUCUUGUACAGAAUCUUUAUUUCUACUGUGUGCUUGUUUGCAAAGGAAAAUACUCUUAAUUUUGGUUAAUAACACUGCUGCCUGUUAGCUCCACAGCUUCAUUUCUUAAUUGCUCUCACUGGUCACUUUUUGUGCUGAUACCAUGCAAUGGACUAUGAUUGCAAGACUGAGCAAUAGACAGAGGUGCCUUGGGUCAGAGUAUUCUGAUCACACAGACUACCCAGAUCGACAGCCUCAUCAGACCCUUCCACACUUGCACACCCUGCCCAAAGCUGAAAAGCUUCUGCAUGAAGAGUCAUGUAUCAAUUCUCCUGUCCAGACUUUGAGAGCUGAACAUUCUGGUUCUGUAAGCAAUGCCUACCCAAACGCUUCAUGUCUCCAAGGGUGGUUGACCUCUCCUCUCUGGCAAGGCAGAGCGUGGCAUACUUUGUGAUCCAAGGGACCAAGUGGUACAUACACCAGGGUCUCUGUUGGGUUGAAUUAGUGUGAGCGGUAUAGUUCAGCCCUUCUUUUCCUGGCUAAUGUAAAGCACUCCUCACCUUAUGCUAAGUCUAUAUUCCUUGCUCCUAUUUCGCCUAAAUGAGCUGAUAGAAAUCUGCAAUGUUAGCAAACUGAUGAUGGAGGAGUGGUAAUUUUACUGACUUCUUUCUGGCCCAGAGAUGCAGCCCUAGUAGCCAAACUCUUUAAAUAAAGCUCUCCAAUCUAUCCCUACCCCAGCUGAAAUAAUCUUAUUAGCACACUGGAUAAGUACACUUGGAACACAUUCCCCAACUUAGGAAGUCCUAGAGGGUCUGUGGUCUUGACUAAUUGCCCUUUGUGUAUAUUAUCUGGUUACUUACCUUUUCUGUACACAGCAGGCAUUCAUAAAUGCAGAUUGUCAGACAAGUGGCAUACAGUAGGAAAGAGGAGAUGCUUCGGAAGAGGUCCUGGGGAGUGAUGGCUGAGUCCAGGUUACAGAGCCUGCCCCCCACCCUUAGAAUGUUAUUUAAACCAAGUUUAGCUUUUAGAGUCCAGGUCUGGUUAAUUGCCAGGGUAGCAAAGAAUUGCAUGCACCAAUAUACACAGGAGUCAAAAUGCAUUAUUAAUCGAAGAUCGAAUUCCACAUUGUAGUGAUGUAAUCGUUGUGAUUAGGCUGCAUAGUAAGUAUGCCGGGGAGUGGCUAAGGGGAUGGCUAGUAUAAAAUGUGUUGGCCACAAUAUCCUAACACCUCUCAUCUGCUUGAAAUAUGGAACAAUAUCCUAAGAUCUCAGCCACUGGAGUCUUGUUCACUACAAGAUAGAGCCAAACUUCACAGAAUUUUGCAGCAGUCCACAACCAGACAGGAUUGUGUCUGCAAACUCUUGUCUUCACAGAUUCUAAUAAAGUGAAACUCUGAAUUUCA